Messenger RNA from Limanda limanda (common dab), 687 nucleotides. RefSeq lists its product as uncharacterized. Bases 1 to 687 code for a protein of 228 amino acids. Gene Ontology annotation, biological process: positive regulation of hippo signaling. The transcript has 6 exons. NCBI's taxonomy places the organism in Eukaryota, Metazoa, Chordata, Actinopteri, Pleuronectiformes, Pleuronectidae. The record is from RefSeq and is a predicted model, not a curated record. Gene Ontology annotation, cellular component: cell junction; plasma membrane.
AUGGUGCACCAGGAGAAACGCGUUUACCAGGCCCAGAGAAACGAGAGAGAGUCCAUCAGGCAGAAACUUGCCCUUGGCAGUUUCUAUGACGACGAGCCUGUCAUCUACACCAGCUGCAGCAAAAACGGCCCAUCCUCCCGGCUGCAGGGCGGGGUUAACCUUCAGGUGUGUUUUGUCAAUGACAGCAACAGUGACAAAGACAGCGAUGCGGAGGACAGCAGGACCGAGACCAGUCUGGACACACCGCUUUCACCUGUGAGCAAGCAGAGCUCUUCGUUGUCAGACCGGGACACGGCAGAGGAGGACUCGGACCCGUUAGAUGACUGCAGCGGGUUCUGGCGGGUGCAGCGGAGACUGCAGGAGGAGGCCAGGGUGGCGCUGGCCCUAGCUCGACCCAUGGCCCGCAUGCAGGUGGAGGUGGAGAGGCAGAUACAGCUGCACAGACGCUCGCCUGUGGCUGACAUGCUUCCCCAUUUGCCUCACAUCAGCGAGUGCUUGAUGAAGAGGAAUUUGAGGCGAGGGGACAUGAGGGACAUGAGUCUCGGACAGCUGCAAGUCAUCACAAAUGACCUACACUCACAGAUCCAGAGUUUGAAUGAAGAGCUGGUGCAGUUGCUGCUUAUGAGGGAUGAGCUACAUGUGGAGCAGGACGCCAUGCUGGUGGACAUAGAGGACCUCACCAGGUGA